Sodiomyces alkalinus F11 is the source of this 1930-nucleotide messenger RNA. RefSeq names its product mitochondrial-processing peptidase subunit beta. The transcript is spliced from 5 exons. Gene Ontology annotation, molecular function: metal ion binding; metalloendopeptidase activity. Lineage: Eukaryota; Fungi; Ascomycota; Sordariomycetes; Glomerellales; Plectosphaerellaceae. The record is from RefSeq and is a predicted model, not a curated record. Gene Ontology annotation, cellular component: mitochondrion. The coding region runs from base 163 to 1590 and encodes 475 amino acids.
CCGGCACCGAGAAUUGGCAGAGAGCGAGAGAAAGAGGGAAAGCUUUCAAAGCCGCGAGCCGAAACCUCCAUCGAAAGAUUGAAAGAUUUCGUCAACCCAACUCACCAUUCGCCUUCCGCUCCGCUCCCGCUCCCGCUUCCUCCCACCAUCUACCCACCCCCCAUGGCGUCCCGGAGACUUGCUUUGAACCUCUCGCAGGGGCUGCGAAAGGGCGCCUCGUUCGCCAGGACUUCUCGUCUGACCCGAGGCCUCGCUACGCCCGCCAGCCCCGUCGGCAAAGUCGAGACCACCACCCUCAAGAAUGGACUGACUGUUGCCACCAACUACUCGCCAUGGUCCCAGACUUCCACCGUCGGCAUGUGGAUUGAUGCCGGCUCGAGGGCAGAGACCGACGAGACCAAUGGCACUGCUCAUUUCCUUGAGCAUCUCGCUUUCAAGGGCACCUCGAACCGGACGCAGCAGCAACUCGAGCUCGAGAUUGAGAACAUGGGUGGUCACCUGAACGCCUACACUUCGCGCGAGAACACCGUCUACUUCGCCAAGGCCUUCAACUCGGACGUACCGCAGUGCGUCGACAUCCUCGCCGACAUCCUCCAAAACUCCAAGCUCGAGGAGGCCGCCAUCGAGCGCGAGCGCGACGUCAUCCUGCGCGAGUCCGAGGAGGUCGAGAAGCAGAUGGAGGAGGUCGUCUUCGACCACCUCCACGCCACCGCCUUCCAGCACCAGCCCCUCGGCCGCACCAUCCUCGGCCCGCGCCAGAACAUCCGCGACAUCACCCGCACCGAGCUCGUCAACUACAUCAAGACCAACUACACCGCCGACCGCAUGGUCCUCGUCGGCGCCGGCGGCGUGCCCCACGACAAGCUCGUCGAGCUGGCCGAGAAGUACUUCGCCGGCCUCCCCAGCCACGGGCCCCAGAACCAGGCCUACCUCCUCUCCAAGCAAAAGGCCGACUUCAUCGGCUCCGACGUCCGCGUCCGCGACGACCAGAUCCCCACCGCCAACAUCGCCAUCGCCGUCGAGGGCGUCAGCUGGAACGACGACGACUACUACACCGCCCUCGUCACCCAGGCCAUCGUCGGCAACUACGACAAGGCUUUGGGUAAUGCCCCGCACCAGGGCAGCAAGCUCAGCGGCUUUGUGCACAAGCACGACCUGGCCAACAGCUUCAUGAGCUUCUCCACCAGCUACAGCGAUACUGGCCUCUGGGGCAUCUACCUCGUCACCGACAAGCUCACCCGCGUCGACGACCUCGUCCACUUCGCCCUCCGCGAAUGGAUGCGCCUCUCCUCCAACGUCAGCGACUCCGAGGUCGAGCGCGCCAAGGCCCAGCUCAAGGCCUCCAUCCUGCUCUCCCUCGACGGCACCACCGCCGUCGCCGAGGACAUCGGCCGCCAGCUCAUCACCACCGGCCGCCACGCCAGCCCCGCCGAGAUCGAGCGCCUCAUCGACCACAUCUCCGCCAAGGACGUCAUGGAGUUCGCCAGCCGGAAGCUCUGGGACCAGGACGUCGCCGUCAGCGCCGUGGGGAGCAUCGAUGCCCUGUUUGACUACCAACGGCUGAGGAACACCAUGAAGCCCAAGUUCUAAGAAUCCCUUGCAGAAAGGGAAAAAAGGGGGGGGAAUGUGUUUGGAGAGGGUUGGUGAAGGGACAGACGGGGUGAUGUAAAGCGUGUAGGGGCUUUGCGAAAGGUGGUGGUUUUUGGCUGGUUCUACGGGAUAGAGUGUAUGAGAUACCGUUUUUUACAGGCCUACUGUAAUAUAAAAAGAGUCCCUUUUGUUCACAGUCGCUGUCUGCAACGCGUGUUGAUGUGGCAAGCAAUGCAGUAGUAGUCUUGGUGUUGUUGGGUUGGGCGGUUAUACGUGAGGGCAGGUAUUCUGGAGGCUGGGGACGGUACACGGGUGUUGAACCAUAGUCCUUGAAUCGAGA